This is a messenger RNA of Callorhinchus milii (elephant shark), 1071 nucleotides long. RefSeq names its product transmembrane protein 121Aa (gene tmem121aa). Bases 67 to 1005 code for a protein of 312 amino acids. The transcript has a single exon. NCBI's taxonomy places the organism in Eukaryota, Metazoa, Chordata, Chondrichthyes, Chimaeriformes, Callorhinchidae. The record is from RefSeq and is a predicted model, not a curated record.
CUAGCAGGACGUCCUUUGCCAGUGUGCCACAGGGCACAACUGGAGGGUCUGCCCGAGACCACCACCAUGGUGCUGCCCCCGCCCGACAAGCGCCACGUCUGCCUGUCGGCCAUUGUGAUCAUGAGCAGUAUGGCCUUCAUGGACGCCUACCUGGUGGAGCAGAACCAGGGGCCUCGGAAGAUCGGCGUGUGCAUCAUCGUGCUGGUCGGAGACAUCUGCUUCCUGAUCGUGCUGCGCUACGUGGCUGUGUGGGUGGGCGCCGAGGUCAAGACGGCCAAGCGCGGCUACGCCAUGAUCCUCUGGUUCCUCUACAUCUUCGUCCUAGAGAUCAAACUCUACUUCAUCUUUCAGAACUACAAGGCGGACAAACGGAAUGUGGACACGGUGGCCCGCAAGGCAUUGACUUUGUUGCUGUCCAUCUGCGUGCCCGGGCUGUACCUCAUCUUGGUAGCUCUGGACAGUAUGGACUACGUCAGAACGUUCCGGAAGAAGGAGGACCUCCGAGGACGCCUCUUCUGGGUCGCGUUGGACCUAUUGGAUAUUUUGGAUAUCCAGGCCAAUUUGUGGGAGCCACACAAGACUGGCGUCCCAAUGUGGGCUGAGGGCCUCAUGUUUUUCUAUUGUUACAUUCUUUUGCUCAUUCUCCCCUGCGUGUCUCUCAGUGAGAUCAGCAUGCAAGGUGAGCACAUAGCUCCUCAGAAGAUGAUGCUCUAUCCUGUUCUAAGCCUUGUAACUAUCAACGUCGUGACCAUCUUCAUCCGGGCCAUUAACAUGCUUCUGUUCCAGGACAGCAGGGUUUCGACCAUAUUUAUUGGCAAGAACAUCAUAGCGAUAGCCACCAAGGCCUGCACUUUUAUAGAGUAUCAAAAACAGGUCAAGAACUUCCCAGAGAAUGUCAUAGCCCUGGAACUCCAGCAGAAUUCCAUUGCCCACAAUCAGACCGUCCACAGCACGCAAAGUGGGCAACACAACCAGACGCCAACCAGAGAGAUCGUGGACACAUGACCACAGUAGAGUCCGAGCCGUGCUACAAGUGGCUUCCAGUGAUAGAAAAAUGAUCCUGUAAAAAAG